AUGUUUAAGUGGACAAUGCAUCAAUAUUUUAUUAUAAUUGCCUUGGAUUUAAUCUUUUUGAUUUUGUUGCUUGACAAACUACUUCAUUAUUAUAAUAUAUGUACUGGAUAUUAAUGAUGUCAAGAUUAAAUGAGUUUUAUGUGUAAACUGUGAAAAGUUGAUGAUCUUUGUUAAUUUUAAGUAAGAUCUGGAUUGUUUAAAAUGCAAUAAAAACCACUGUAGAUUUCUGGCAGAAACAAAACUGUAAUCUGAUUUUCAGUAGAUAUUUAUACAAUAUGCAAUACAUGUGUAUAUAAAACAAUGUGAAUAAAAUCUCAGGUAAAAAUAAAUGCAUCGGAAAUUAGAGACUGAAUUUGUUGAUACAAAGGAUAGAAAAAAAAGCAAAAGAUUAGCAAGUGAGAUAUAAACAAUGAAAAAGACAGUAGGAUACUAAAGAAACAUCGCUUCCAUAUUCUUAACACGGAUUAUUGUAGCGGAAAAUUGGAAUAUUUUUCUGAAAUGAAGAAAUUAGCCAAUCAUUUCACUGGACCGUCAAAUGGAAUGUUAAAGGUCCAGCAUGAUAAUGAUACACAUCAUUCUCGAACAAGUCUCGCCUCAAUCUUUGAGGAUCUUGCGAGUAUUCGAAAAUCUAUAUUGGGCAGUGGUUCACAUGAAAACUCGAGUCAAAGAUCAUGGAUCGAGAGAACGUUUAUGAAGAGGGAAUGUUCAAAGUUCAUUAGAAGCUCUAGAGAUGCUGGAAAAUGCUGUUGUGGGCGCCCAGAGAGUUGGCAAGGACAUAUACCCCAGGCCCUUGGAGUACCACUUGAGGAGAGGUGGCAUCCCUACAGACAUACAGAGGCCAAACCCACUGAUGCUUAUGGAGUUCUAGAAUUUCAAGGUGCACCCCAUCCUAGUAAAGCACAGUAUGUCAGACUCAGUAGCUAUGAUUCAAAAGCAGACCAGGUCCUACAGUUGUUACAGAAUCAUUGGGGCUUAGACCUGCCUAAGUUGCUGAUAACAGUACAUGGUGGCAUUUUGAACUUUGACCUACAACCAAAGCUGAAGCGUGUGUUCAGGAAGGGGCUUUUAAAGGCAGCAAAAACCACAGGGGCUUGGAUUGUCACUGGUGGAACAAAUACAGGUGUGACAAGACAUGUAGGAGAUGCUAUAAGUGAUAGAUCUCUCAAGGCAAAGAAUAAAAUCAUUGCUAUUGGUAUUGCUCCAUGGGGAGUUGUGGAAAACAAAGAUGACCUUGUAGGAAAAGAUGUUAUAGUACCAUAUCAUUGUGUAUCCUCGCCAAAGACAAACUAUUCAGUAUUGAACAACAAUCAUUCCUACUUCCUGCUGGUUGAUAAUGGAACUGUGGGAAAAUAUGGCGGAGAAAUUAUCUUCCGGAAACGAUUGGAGAAAUACAUCGCCCAUCAAAAAAUCUGUAUAACAAAUGGAGUAAAGGGGCGUGGUGUACCAGUGAUAUGUGUAGUAUUAGAAGGUGGAGCUAACACAAUACGAUCAGUGCUAGAAUACGUGACAGACUCGCCCCCAGUACCAGUUGUGGUGUGUGAUGGGAGUGGCAGAGCUGCAGAUUUACUGGCGUUUACACAUAAAUAUAGUCUCGAAGACGGAACAAUGCCAGAGAGUUUACGAGACCAACUGAUAUUAACAAUACAGAAAACAUUCCAGUACACCCAGGAGCAGGCAGAAAAACUAUUUAUAGAACUCAUGCUUUGUGUGAAGAAAAGAGAACUGAUCACAGUGUUCCGAAUGGGUGAAGGAGCUCAGGAUAUUGAUUUAGCAAUACUUACAGCAUUACUUAAAGGUACAAAUGCUAGUGCCCCAGAUCAACUUAGUUUAGCAUUGACCUGGGACAGAGUGGACAUUGCAAGAAGCCAUAUUUUUGUUUAUGGACAAGAAUGGCCUGAAGGAUCAUUAGAACAGGCUAUGAUGGAUGCAUUAAUAAAUGAUCGUGUGGAUUUCGUCAAACUUCUGCUAGAAAACGGUGUACAUAUGCAGAGCUUCCUAACUAUACCACGUCUAGAGGAACUUUAUAAUACUAGACAGGGACCUUCAAAUACUCUACGAUAUCUAGUCAGAGAUGUCAGAAAGCACUUGCCAAGUGGGUACCGGUAUACAUUGUUAGACAUAGGUCUAGUUAUACAACAUGUGAUGGGCGGUGCAUUCCGAGCUUUAUACUGCAGGAAAAGAUUCCGACAAAAAUACAAUGCUUUAAAACGUACAGUAAGUAUAACAGAAGAGUUUCAGACUUUAGCACUGGAAUUAUUAGAGCAUUGCUAUAAGACAGAUGAUGAUUAUACCCAACAACUGCUCACCUACGAGCUGAAGAACUUCAGUGACCAGACAUGUCUUAGUCUCGCAGUAAAUGCUAACCAUCGUGAGUUUAUCGCACACGCCUGCUGUCAACAGUUACUCAAUGACAUGUGGAUGGGAGGAUUGAGGAUGAGGAAAAGUACAAGUUUAAAGGUGUUAUUGGGUAUAUUUUUCCCUCCCUAUAUCCUAGCAAUGGAGUUUAAAAGUAAAGAGGAGUUACAACUUAUGCCUCAGACAAUGGAGGAACAUUUAGAUGAGCUGGAUAGUGAAUUAAGUGGUGAUGAUAACCUGUCUGUCAGCUCAUUCGAGGAUGAUCAGAAUGCAUAUGGGGAUGAGAUAGAGUCAAGUUUUGCUACAUGCCCUGUAAAUAGUACAGCUAUAGUAAAGGAGAAUGGCAUGUUUAUGGGAGACAAUAGUAUGUACUCUAACCAUGUAUACAAGAAGAAGAAAAGUCCUCUUCGACUUGGCAAGAAAAUAUAUGAAUUCUACAACGCACCAAUUACAAAAUUUUGGUUCAAUACAAUUUUUUACUUUGUGUUCCUGUUUAUGUACACAUAUAUUGUGUUAGGACAGACAUUACCUAAACCAAGAUGGCAGGAGUAUUAUGUCAUGGUUUACAUCGGUACAUUAGCCAUGGAAAAAAUACGACAGAUAAUUGCAUCAGAGCCAACAAGUUUUCUUGGAAAGAUCAAGGUGUUCUUUAGUUCAGUGUGGAACAUCUGGGACACAGUGUCAAUAUUGUGGUUUUCAACUGCGGUUUUGGUACGGUUCCUGCCAGUUAAUCAUCGAGCUGCGAGAGUUUUAUAUGUGAUAAACAUUACGUUCUGGUAUCUACGUAUUCUAGAAAUACUUAGUGUAAAUAAGUACCUUGGACCCUACCUGAAGAUCAUUGUUAAGUUGUUACGAGAGAUGUGUUAUUUCCUCAUCAUUCUGUUGAUCGUUGUUGCUGCGUUCGGCGUUGUUCGACAAGCUAUACAUUAUCAGGACGAGGAACCGCGCUGGUUCCACGUACGUAACGUCUUCUUCUACCCAUACUGGAUGAUAUACGGAGAGUUAUUUGCUGAUGAAAUCGAUACCUGCACGGAUCCGAAGCGUCUAGAGAUGGUAGAGAGAGGUGAAAUUCAGGAUGCCUGUGUGUACGGAUCUUGGGUCGCACCACUUUUUAUGUUCCCAUUUCUACUAAUGGCCAUAGUUCUAAUGGUCAAUCUUCUAAUAGCGCGAUUCACCUGCACAGAUCCUGUCAGAAUUGAGAUGUAUGAGAAAGGGGAAAUAGAUUCUGUUUGCACAUACGGUUCUUGGAUAGCUCCUCUCUUUAUGUUUCCUUUUCUCCUUAUGGCCUUUGUUCUUGGAGUUAACCUUCUGAUUGCCCGAUUCAAUGCAACCUUUAUCCGAAUCAACCCACACACAAUUAAACUGUGGAAAUUUCAACGAUGUCAGCUGAUAGUAAACUAUGAACUUCGUCCGAUCUUACCUCCUCCAUUGAUUGGCAUUAGUCAUAUAUAUCUAGCAUUGAAGUUUAUUAAACGUAGAUGCCAAGGAAAGAGAGAUAUUGACUCAGGAUUAAAAUUGUUUCUGUCUCACGAUGAUAUGGAAAAACUUCACGAUUUUGAAGAAGAGUGUGCGGAGGAUUAUUUCAGGGAAAAGGAAAUACUGCUGCAGUCAUCAUCAGACAAACGUAUCCAAGUUAUCAAUGAAAGGUAUAUAUUGACUGAUAAAUGAGCCGCGUCAUGACAA
Messenger RNA from Ruditapes philippinarum (Manila clam), 4038 nucleotides. Its product is annotated as transient receptor potential cation channel subfamily M member 3-like. The transcript is spliced from 23 exons. Gene Ontology annotation, cellular component: membrane. Gene Ontology annotation, biological process: monoatomic cation transmembrane transport. Lineage: Eukaryota; Metazoa; Mollusca; Bivalvia; Venerida; Veneridae. The record is from RefSeq and is a predicted model, not a curated record. Gene Ontology annotation, molecular function: monoatomic cation channel activity. Bases 499 to 4023 code for a protein of 1174 amino acids.